AUGGUUGAAUUUAAACCAAAUCAAAUAGUUUAUGCUUAUCAUGGUCCAUUAAUUUAUGAAGCUAAAAUACUUAAAAUCAAAUAUGCAUUAGAUGAUUUUAUAAUAAAUAAUGAAAAUCAGAAAGAAUCAAUAAAAUCAAAUGAACCAAAAUUUGAAAUUACAAAAUGGAGAACAGGUAAAAAUGGUCAAACUUGCUUUUAUUUACAUUAUCAAGGUUGGAAUUCAAAAUGGGAUGAAUGGGUAGGUACAGAUAGAAUUUUAGAACAUAAUGAAGAAAAUAAAUUUAAGAAACUUGAAUUGGAUCAAUUAACAAAAAAGAAAAAGAAACCAACGAUAACUACCGACACCACCAAUAACAAUUCACACAAUAUCAGAAGCGGUCAACACGUUUCAUCCUCAUCCACAUCCACAUCCACUAAACGACAGAAAUUAAACUCAUCUUCCAGUUCUUCUUCAUUUGUUAAGAAGACAAUCAAUCUUAAAUUCUCACCAGAGUUGAAAUAUCUAUUAGUCAACGAUUGGGAAUACAUUACAAAAGAUAAGAAAUUAGUUAAAUUGCCAUCUAAAAACCCCAUUAAUCAAAUAUUCAAAGAUUAUAAGUCUUUUAGGACUAAAAAAUUGGCGAAAAAUCAAUUAUCUAUCCUAAUUGAGAUAUUAUCUGGUUUGGAAAUAUAUUUUAAUAGGUCAUUAAGUUUAUUAUUAUUAUACAAGUAUGAAAAUUUACAAUAUUUGAACUUUUUAAAGAAUGAUAUUAUUAAUCAAGAUAUUUCACAAUCUAAAAUAUAUGGGGUUGAACAUUUAUUAAGAUUGAUUAUUAUAUUUCCGGGGUUGAUUAGUCAAACUACAAUGGAUAACAUAAGUAUUAAUGUAUUGAUACUGGAAUUAGAGGAGCUAUUGAAAUUUUUACAAGAUAGAUUGAAUAUUUAUCAAAAUGAUUAUGAAUUUGCAAGUCCACAAUAUUUAGCAAGCACAUAA
Messenger RNA from Insectozyma verbasci, 975 nucleotides. NCBI's taxonomy places the organism in Eukaryota, Fungi, Ascomycota, Pichiomycetes, Serinales, Debaryomycetaceae. The record is from the annotation of a GenBank genome assembly.